This is a messenger RNA of Canariomyces notabilis, 1722 nucleotides long. RefSeq lists its product as uncharacterized. Gene Ontology annotation, cellular component: membrane. Gene Ontology annotation, biological process: amino acid transmembrane transport. The record is from RefSeq and is a predicted model, not a curated record. The transcript has 3 exons. Bases 1 to 1722 code for a protein of 573 amino acids. Gene Ontology annotation, molecular function: amino acid transmembrane transporter activity. Lineage: Eukaryota; Fungi; Ascomycota; Sordariomycetes; Sordariales; Chaetomiaceae.
AUGUCGUCAGAAGAGAAGGGCAACGCGGGCCUCUCCACCCCGGACAAGGAGUCGGCUCCUGCCUAUGGCAUCACCGAAGGUUCCAUUGCUGCUCGCGACCAGGAGGAUUUCUGGACGCGCAAUGGCCUCACCCUGCGCUCGUUCGAGAAACGCUCGGGGGUAGACGCCGACGCGGUCGACUCGCUCGACCGGACAAUGCGAACGCGCCAUAUGCACAUGAUUGCCAUUGGCGGUUCCAUCGGCGCCGGUUUCUUCGUCGGCUCUGGCAGGGCGCUCAACAACGGCGGGCCUGCAUCGCUGCUCAUCGACUUCAUGAUCGUCGGUAUCAUGAUGUUCAACACGGUCUACGCCCUCGGUGAACUCGCCGUCAUGUAUCCUGUCUCUGGUGGUUUCUACACGUACUCGACCCGCUUCAUUGAUCCCUCGUGGGGUUUCGCCAUGGGCUGGAACUACGUCAUGCAAUGGGCCGUCGUGCUGCCGCUAGAACUCACCGUCUGCGGUAUUACGGUGGGAUAUUGGAAUAAGGAUAUCAGCGUUGCUGUUUGGAUCACCGUCUUUUUGGCAGCCAUCAUCAUUAUCAACAUCUUCGGUGGCCUCGGUUAUGCCGAGGAAGAGUUUUGGUCAUCGGUGCUCAAGCUCGGUGCCAUCGUCGUCUUCAUGGUCAUCGCCUUGGUCCUGGUUUGUGGUGGCGGCCCGAGUGAGGGUCGCUAUAGCGAGUACUGGGGUGCACGUCUCUGGUAUGAACCGGGUGCAUUUGCCAACGGCUUCCGCGGCUUCUGCAGCGUGUUCGUCACGGCUGCCUUUUCCUUCUCUGGAACCGAGCUUGUCGGCCUUGCCGCUGCCGAGGCUCGCAACCCGGCCAAGUCGCUCCCUGGCGCUAUCAAGCAGGUCUUUUGGCGUAUCACUCUUUUCUACGUCUUGGGCCUUUUCUUCGUCGGCCUGCUUAUCGCCCACAACGACGACAACCUGCUCGGCGCUAAUCCCUACAUCAACGUUGACGCCUCGCCUUUCGUGCUGGUCGGCAAGUACGCCAAUCUCCCUGGCUAUGACUCGUUCAUGAACGUCAUCAUCCUGGUCUCGGUCUUGUCCAUUGGUGUCUCGGCCGUCUACGGCGGCUCCCGGACGCUCACUGCCCUUGCCCAGCAGGGGUACGCACCCAAGAUAUUCGCCUACAUUGAUCGCUCUGGCCGUCCAUUGUUCUCCGUCAUCUUGCUCUGCGCGUUUGGUCCCCUUGCCUACGUCAACCUUUCUGCCGACGGUCCCGUUGUUUUUGACUGGCUCCUCGCCCUGUCUGGUCUCGCCGCGCUUUUUACCUGGGGUUCCAUCUGCCUCGCCCAUAUCCGCUUCCGCAAGGCCUGGCUUCGCCAGGGCCACACGCUCGACGAGAUCCCUUUCAAAGCCAUCGGUGGCGUCUAUGGCUCCUACUGCGGCCUUUUUUUGAACAUUCUUGUGCUGAUUGCUCAGUUCUAUGUCGCCAUCUGCCCAGUUGGUGGUGGCUACAACGACGCCGAGGGCUUCUUCAAGUCUUACCUCGCCCUUCCCGUGGUCAUUCUUUUCUGGAUUGUUGGCUUCUUGUGGAAGCGCGCUGGCUGGCUGCGCACCGACCAGAUUGACGUCGACUCGGGCCGCCGCCAACACGACUGGGAUGUCAUCAACGAGUACCGAGCCAGGCUGGCCGCCAUGCCGGCAUGGAAGAGACUCAUCCACACCGUUUUUAUAUAA